This is a messenger RNA of Cinara cedri, 432 nucleotides long. The record is from the annotation of a GenBank genome assembly. NCBI's taxonomy places the organism in Eukaryota, Metazoa, Arthropoda, Insecta, Hemiptera, Aphididae.
AUGACAACAGGUUUGAAAUUUUUAAAAGCAGGCGAUGGUGGAACUUUUGUUAAUGCAAAUAAAGGUGAUACUAUUGCGCGUAUACAGUACGACGAUAGUGCAAAACAUCGAUAUACCUUAGAUCUUACCGAAGGUAAAAUUCAAUUAAAAUAUGCAUCGUUGGAUAAUAGUGGUAAUGUGACUGGAACAGAGAAAACGUUCACAUUCCCUAAAUUCUUACUCAAUAACUUGAACAAUACUUUUGCAUUUAAGACUGAUUUGGGUGAUUAUAUAAAAACAACUGACCUGAAUACUAAAUUGAGUGAUUAUACCAGAACAGAUGGUAGUAAUAUAACAGAUGAUAUACAAAAUAUAUUAAUGAGUCAUCACACUACACAAGUAUUUGAUUUUUUAAGUAGUCUAGAGACGGAAUAUAAUGCUAUGCAUGGGUAA